AUGCUUGGUGGUAGAUUUUCUCAAUCAAUUAGAUUUAUUCAUAAUUUAAGAAACACAAUGAAACGACCAGUAAACGAGACUAUUACUUUAACACCACCAGAAGAAAAUAUUCGAAACGUGUUAGUUGGGUACUGUGACUACUAUAACAAAUUGAAUAAAGAUCCACUAGAAUUAAGAAUUACUGGUGGUUGGGUAAGAGAUAAAUUAUUGGGUAAUGAUAGUCAUGAUAUUGAUAUUGCAGUGAAUCACCUUACUGGAGAACAGUUUGUUAAUGGAUUGCAUGAAUAUUUGAAGAAAUAUGAACCUGAGUUAUCAACAAAUCAUGUUCAUACAAUUAAAAUGAAUCCUGAAAAAUCCAAACAUUUAGAAACUUGUACCACGAAGUUAUUUGGUAUUGAUAUAGAUUUUGUUAAUUUGAGAUCAGAAGAGUAUACUCUUGAAAGUAGAGUGCCUACCAUCGAGUUUGGAACUCCAGAAGAAGAUGCUGUUCGUCGAGAUGCCACUUUAAAUGCAUUAUUUUACAAUUUGAACAAGAGUGUUAUUGAAGAUUUUACUAAAAGAGGUUUAGAUGAUUUGGAACAUGGAAUUUUAAGAACCCCUUUACCUCCAAUCCAGACUUUUUUGGACGAUCCUUUAAGAAUUAUUCGAUUGAUAAGGUUUGCUAGCAGAUUCAACUUUGUCAUCGAGCCAGAGACAUUGAAGGCGAUGAAAGAUGAUCGUAACAAGGUUGCAUUGCAAAACAAAAUUAGCAAAGAGAGAGUUGAAAUUGAAUUGAGAAAGAUUUUAACCAGUAAGAACCCGGGUUAUGGGUUGCAAUUGAUCAAUUAUGUUGAUCUCGCUGGUAGUAUCUUUUAUGUUCCGGAGUUGGAGAAAGAAUUUGAUAUAGAAACAUUGCAAAAGGCAAGAACUCAGCUUGCGCCACAUAUGGAAAUUGCUAGUAUUAUUUACCCUAACUUUAAACAUAUCAUCUUAAAUUCUACUACCAAAAUGAAGCACGAAUUGGGAACACUAAUAUCAAGUGAUGAAUUUAAGAACAUUUUCUGGUUGACAAUAAUCUUGCACCCAUACGUUCAAGUUAAAUCACUCAAACCAAACAAAGACAUUUUCAACCAAUAUCUCCGCUUAGGACUUACUUCUAAGAAGAGUGAUAUUGCAAAGGUUACUGCGAUCAACUAUAAUGUUAGUCAAAUUGCAAAAUUAUUCGAGGAUCCAAAACUGGUUAAACGAUCUGAUCUUGGUUUAUAUUUGAGAAAGUUCCCAGGUUAUGCUCCAUUGAACUUACUUGCCAAUGCACUUUUGGAAUGUGUUGCUAAGGUGGCUAUGGAUAUUCAUUUGCCUUCUGAAUUACCUGUUCCAUUUCCGGAACAAAGUGAAGAAAUUGUUAAUGACAGUAAGAUAAACAGUGCUAUUAGCCGAGUUGUUAGCAAUUAUGAAAGUUUGUUUAAACAAAUAGAGCUUUGGGAUUUGAAGCACGUGGAUAUGAUGAAGCCAUUAAUUGACGGAACGACCUUGUCCAAGACCUUGGGUAUGAAACCAGGACCCUGGUUAAGGCCUACUACCGAAGAAAUUUUAAUUUGGCAAUUGGACAAUCCUGACUUAUCACUGGACCAAUGCUUAGAAUUUGUUAAAUCUAUUAUUCCAAAGUAUACUAAGUAG
Molecule: messenger RNA, 1656 nt
Organism: Candida tropicalis MYA-3404
Lineage: Eukaryota; Fungi; Ascomycota; Pichiomycetes; Serinales; Debaryomycetaceae
Product: tRNA adenylyltransferase
Exons: 1
Coding region: 1-1656 (551 amino acids)
Biological process (GO): tRNA 3'-terminal CCA addition
Molecular function (GO): ATP:3'-cytidine-cytidine-tRNA adenylyltransferase activity; RNA binding
Source: RefSeq, a predicted model, not a curated record